Messenger RNA from Quercus lobata, 3177 nucleotides. Its product is annotated as receptor-like protein 7. The transcript has a single exon. Bases 1 to 3177 code for a protein of 1058 amino acids. NCBI's taxonomy places the organism in Eukaryota, Viridiplantae, Streptophyta, Magnoliopsida, Fagales, Fagaceae. Gene Ontology annotation, molecular function: protein binding. The record is from RefSeq and is a predicted model, not a curated record.
AUGAGAAUUCCACUCCUUUCAAGGCUUCUCCCGAUAUUCAUAUGCUCACUUACCCUCAUCUUUGCCGUGUCUGGUCAAUGUCUUCGCGAUCAGCGUUCCUAUUUGCUCGAAUUGAAGAAUAGCUUCCUUUUCGGAACUGAUUUUUCCAAUAAAGUGCUGCCUUGGAAUGAAAGUGUUGAUUGCUGUUCGUGGGAAGGAGUAACCUGCAGCGAGGGACGUGUUGUCGGUCUCAACCUCGACAACCAACCAAUCUAUGGUAAACUUGACAGUUCAAGUAGCCUUUUCCGUCUUCAUUAUCUACAGCACCUGAGUUUGGCUGGUAACGACUUCCGUGAUUCUUGUAUUCCACCAGAAUUCGGAAAUCUGACAAAUUUGAUUUAUUUGAAUUUGUCACAAACUAGCUUUACUGGGCAGAUUCCCAUUGAGAUUUCGCGCCUCACAAGGUUAGUUACUCUCGAUUUGUCUGACAUUUCUAAUGAAGAACAGAACCUGGAGGGCCCAAAUUUAGUUACGCUAGUUCAGAACCUUACGCGCCUUACGGAACUUUAUCUUGAUGUUGUAAAUAUAUCAUCGCAAGGGAAUGAUUGGUGUCAGGCCUUAUCAUCUUCGCUGCCAAAUCUAAGAGUGUUGAGCAUGUCAUAUUGUGAUCUUCGGGGGCCUCUUGAUUCCUCCUUACAGAAGCUUCAGUCUCUAUCCAUAGUUAAUCUCCGCGGUAACAAUUUUUCUGCUCCAAUUCCAGAAUUUUUUGCAGAUUUUAGAAAUUUGACUUUCUUCGAUCUCAGUUAUUGUGGAUUGAAUGGACAAUUUCCAAAAAAGAUCUUCCAGAUUCCAACACUGCAGACGGUAGACUUAUCAGGUAAUGAACUACUUCAAGGUUCUUUGCCAGAAUUUUAUCCAAAUGGUUCUCUUCAGUCACUGCGGCUUAGCGGUUCAAAAUUUUCAGGGACACUUCCUGAUUCUAUUGGCAACCUUAAAAGGUUAUCUAAAAUAGAUCUUUCAAUGUGCAAUUUCAAUGGAUCAAUCCCAAACUCCUUGUCAAACCUUACUCAAUUGGUUUAUUUGGACAUGUCAUCAAAUUACUUCACCGGAUCAAUUCCAUCAUUCAGCAUGGCAAAGAACCUGACCGUGAUAGAUCUUUCUUCUAAUCAUUUGACAGGUCAUAUUACUGAAGGGAGUAUUCCAGCAUCUCUUUUUUCCCUUCCAUCAUUGCGAACAUUGCUUCUUGGCAACAACCAUUUUUCUGGUCAACUCCAUGAAUUUUCAAAUGUUUCUUCCUUCCUGCUGGAAGAACUUGAUUUGAGUAGCAACUACUUGGAAGGGCCAAUUCCCAUGUCUAUCUUUGAACUCCAAGGUCUUCAAGACCUAACACUUUCUUCAAAUAACUUUAAUGGCUCUUUACAGCUUAAUGUGAUUCAGCAGUUGAGAAAUCUUGCCUAUCUGGAUCUUUCCAAUAACAACUUGUUGACUGAAUAUAAUGGAACUAAUUCCUCACUAUCCUCCUUCCCCCAAAUUAUUAGCUUGAAUUUGGCUUCUAACAAGUUGAAAACAUUUCCUGAAUUCUUGAGACACCAAGCCAAUUUAGAACAUCUAGACCUUUCAGAGAACCAAAUACAUGGGGAGAUACCCAACUGGUUUUGGAAAAUUCCUAUACCUACUUAUGUAAAUCUCUCAUGUAACUACCUUGAGGGACCUUUACACAAUCUUUCUUCAACAAAUUUCCUAGACCUUAGCUCCAACCAACUCCAGGGACAACUCCCAACUCCCCUUCCAUUUUGUUAUUAUCUGGACUUGUCAAAGAAUAAUUUCUACUCUGUUAUACCAGAGCUAGACUUUUCAUGGAGCAAUAAAUUAUCUCCAUUGACUUUUUCAACAAAUAUCGACUUUUUUACUUUUUUCUUAUCUCUAUCGAGCAAUAAAUUCCAUGGGCAAAUCCCUGAAUCAAUAUGCAAUGCUACAGCUCUUGGAGUUCUAGAUCUGUCUAAUAAUUCCAUAAAUGGAACAAUUCCCCAAUGCUUGUUGUCUUCAAUGAGUAAUAAUUUAAAGGUUCUGAAUCUAAGGAGAAACAAACUCACUGGCAAAAUCUCUGAUACAUUUCCAAGCUAUUGUAGUUUACAAACUCUGAAUGUCAACACAAACCUACUAGAAGGAGUGGUACCAAAGUCUCUCGCCAAUUGCACAAAUUUGGAGGUAUUGGACAUUGGGAACAACAAGAUACAUGAUUUCUUCCCUUGUCACUUGAAGGGCAUGUGUAAUUUGCACGUCCUAGUCUUGCAUUCGAACAAAUUUUAUGGAUCUGUUGGUUGUGGAGGGUCAAAUGUUACUUGGCCGAUUCUUCAAAUUGUAGACCUAGCCUAUAACAACUUUAGUGGUAGGCUAUCAAUAAAAUCGUUGGCUAACUCAAAGUUCAUGAUGGCUGAUAAUAAGGCUCAAUCAGGGCUCAAUUACCUCCAAUUUGAUCCUAGAGAAGACAAUGCAGGUAGUUAUUAUUAUCAAGAUGUAAUAACAGUUACCAUUAAAGGUCAGAUAAUUGAGUCGGUGAAGAUUCUUACUAUUUUCACUUCAAUUGACCUUUCAAGCAACAAUUUUGAAGGGCCAAUACCAGAAGAAAUAGGAGUACUCAAAUCCUUGCAUAUUCUCAACUUGUCGCACAAUUCUUUCACAGGCCGAAUCCCACUGUCUCUGGGAAAUUUAAGUCAACUUGAGUCACUAGACUUAUCAAGCAACAAGCUUAGUGGUGAGAUCCCUGUGCAACUUGCAGAUAGUCUUACUUUCCUUGCAGUCUUAAACCUUUCAUUCAAUCAAUUAGUUGGGCCAAUUCCAUACAUCAAGCAAUUUGCAACAUUUUCGGAAACUUCCUACGAAGGGAACAAAGGACUAUAUGGGUGUCCUUUGAAGACAAAAUGCACAUCUGCAGAGCCACGAUCACCACCUCCAACAUUUGAAGAAAGUAACUCAAAUUCUCGGCCUUUGAUUGACUGGAAUUUCCUAAGUGUAGAGUUGGGAUUUGUUUUUGGCUUUGGGAUGGUCAUUUGGCCGAUUAUGUUUUGUAAGAGGUGGAGGAUUUGGUAUUGCAAACACGUUGAUGACAUUUUAUUCAGAAUCUUCCCACAGCUGUACCUUGGAGGAAAACAAUACCGUGGAAUCCGAGCACAAAGGAAUGCGGGGCAGAGGCAUUAG